AUGCAGAAAACAGACGGUAUUAGAAUUCCAGGUGUUAUUCUGGACGAGCUAAAAACUCUCGACUACAGUCAGGAUGAAAGGUUUUCUAUUGCAGAAGGUAAAAAGAGGAAAAGAGGGAAUGGUAAACAUAUGAGUCGUAAAGAAAAGAGAAAAAUGGAGAGGGCUGAAAAAAAACGGAAGAGUAUACCAAACAGGGAAGGGGCUCUGACCGGGUUGAAACCAACAUCAACCUUUGAGAAAAGAAGGUUGAAUGCAGGUAACAUAGAUGUUGUCAAACAAGUUAAUGGUAGACGUUCAGUUUCCUCUGACGAAUCAGAAACAAACGAAAACUCGGAUAGUGACGACCAGUUUAGUAAUGAAGGAUUAGACGAAGGACUUAAAAUAGAUGGUGAUAAAGCAAUGUCUGUCGAAGAAACGAUGAAGGAACUGAAAAUAUUGAAACUGAAAAAAAAAAGUGGAAAAACAGCUGAAAAGACACGAAAACUUGAGGGGAAAGCAGGUAUAAAAAAGAAUGUCCAAAGUGAAGACAUAGGUGAGGAUAAUGUACAUUACCCACUGGCCCCUUCGGACAGAGUAGCGCUCGAAAGAGACGAAAUGAAUAUGCAAUAUUAUGCAAAAAAAUUAGGUCUGAAGGGAGAGAGGAGAACCAUACGUGCAAAAGACGAAUUUGAUGCAAUUGGUGGACUUCUAGAAGGCUUAGACUAUUUUGAGAAUUACGGUAAAAACGACGAAGAAUAUGGAGAUUUUGCCGCAGAAUCCAAUCGAAUGAAAGAUGAUGAAGACGUAAGUGAUAUGGCCUUUUCUUCUGAUGGUGAUUUCUCCGCAUCGAAUUUCGAAGACUCCGGUGAACUGGGUGAGUCUGACAAUGACAGCAUUAUGAAUUCAGAGGAUAAUGAAACAAAAGGAAAGGAAAAUCCGUAUGUUGCUCCAGCGCAGCCUGAGAGUUAUGUUCCACCAUCCCUGAGAAAGAAAUUAGAUGAUGAUGAGAAUAAUGCUACUUUAUCUGAAAUUAGGAAAAGGGUUAAUUCUUCAUUAAACAAGCUUUCAGACACAAACAUUAACAUCAUUAUUACUGAGUUGAAUGGCUUGUAUGAUUCGCUUCCUAGGCAGUACGUUACAGAAUCGCUAAGUAAAGGUAUACUGAACAUCAUAUGCCAAAACCAGAAGUUGUUAGAUGGAUUCAUAAUGAACUAUGCUGGGGUUGUAUACGCCUUAUGGAAACUAAGGGGUAUUGAGAUGGGUGCUUUUUUUAUUCAGAAAACGGUAGAAACAUUUUUGCAACAUUAUGAAGAAGAAAAGGAAAGCAUAUUGAAAAAUCAGCAGGACAAAUUCGUCUCUAAAAUAUGCAGCAACAUUGUGACCCUAUUAUCGUAUUGUUACAACUUUGGAUUUGUUUCAUGUUGCUUAAUUUACGACAUUAUUCGUAUAUUCGUAGCAGAUCCUAACGAAUUUGCUACAGAAUUACUUUUAAGAGUUAUCUCCGUUUCAGGGCAACUAAUCCGUGGUGAUGAUCCCUCUGCUUUGCGAGAUAUACGGUCAGAUCUGCUGAAGAAUGCUAAGGAUUUACAAGAGCAGAGUCCAAGAUUAAGAUUUUUAAUGGAUACCAUGUCUGAUCUGAAAAACAACAGGUUGAAACCUUCAAUUUUAGCGACUGACCAUCAUUUACUGAAAAAAAGUUUGCAGAGUACUUUAAAGGCAUCUACUUCUCAGGAAGCUUUGCAGGUAUCUCUCGAUGACAUCAAAAAUAUUGACACCAAAGGAAAAUGGUGGUUGAUUGGUGCUUCUUGGCGAGGUAACAUGGAAAAUGCUUUCGAAACUCCAAAUGAUAAUGAUAAUACUAGUAAAUCUAAGAAAUCUAAAAUUAUAAUUGAGGAUGAUCUUCUUGACGAUAUUCCAGACUGGAACGUCAUUGCCAGGCAACAGCGUAUGAAUACUGAUAUUCGUAGGGCAAUAUUUAUAAGUAUUAUGUCGGCACAAGACUACUUAGAUGCGUUUAGCAAGCUGGAAAAGUUAAGCCUAAAAAAUAAGCAAGUUCUUGAAAUUCCAAAAAUUAUAUUACACUGUCUUUUGUCUGAUAGUGGAUCUAACGGUUAUAAUCACUAUUAUGCGUUAGUAGCGAAUAAAAUCUGUGAAAGGUACAGUCAUUUACCAAAAUCUUUUCAAUUCCUAUUUUGGGACGCAAUAAAAAACUUUGAAGACAAAGAAGUUGACUCUCAAAGCGAUGCUGAUGAGGAAGAUGAGUUAGAUGAUAAUAAAAAACUGAUCAGCAUCUCUAAUCAAGGAAGAUUUUUUGGGUCAUUACUCGCUGAUGAUAUUUUGAAAUUAGAUGCUUUUAAGCAUGUUCCAUUCAUGGGUGGGCUAAAUACGGAGGGAAUGUUAUUUAUGGAGAUUCUACUGUUUCAGUUAUUUUUGGCUGUUGCUAAAAAAAGUGAAACAAAACAAAAAAAAAAUGAAAAUGGAACUAGACGUAUUGUCUAUUCAGAUGACCUUUUGCGUACUGUUUUAACAAAAAAUGUCAAGGCAGAGAAUAUGCCUUUUAUUCUUAAAGGCUUGAAAUGGUUCAUCAACAAGAAAUUUAAAUACCGUAAUUUUCUUCCAGGCAAUAAAGGUGAUAAGGCCUUUGACAGAGAUGAAAGAAGAUUAGUUUGGGCUUCAGAAGCAGCGAGGUCGAUUUUAGAUAAGGAGUUGGAAAGUAUAGAUUUGUAG
Messenger RNA from Saccharomyces kudriavzevii IFO 1802, 2706 nucleotides. It is a transcript of the gene SGD1, whose product is annotated as Sgd1p. Gene Ontology annotation, molecular function: RNA binding; protein binding. The coding region runs from base 1 to 2706 and encodes 901 amino acids. Gene Ontology annotation, biological process: ribosomal small subunit biogenesis. The transcript has a single exon. NCBI's taxonomy places the organism in Eukaryota, Fungi, Ascomycota, Saccharomycetes, Saccharomycetales, Saccharomycetaceae. The record is from RefSeq and is a predicted model, not a curated record. Gene Ontology annotation, cellular component: nucleolus.